This is a messenger RNA of Rhincodon typus (whale shark), 1367 nucleotides long. RefSeq names its product CXXC-type zinc finger protein 1-like. The transcript has 8 exons. Gene Ontology annotation, biological process: positive regulation of DNA-templated transcription. Bases 1 to 1047 code for a protein of 348 amino acids. Gene Ontology annotation, cellular component: Set1C/COMPASS complex. NCBI's taxonomy places the organism in Eukaryota, Metazoa, Chordata, Chondrichthyes, Orectolobiformes, Rhincodontidae. The record is from RefSeq and is a predicted model, not a curated record.
AUGUUGGGGAGUUUGUAUUUAAGCUACACGCGUGCGUGCACCCAGCAUCCCGUUGACCCCGCUGUUCUCCCCCCCCCCCCCCCCCCUCGUCUCUCUCAGGAGGAGAAGCACAGGCGGUACAAACAGAAGCAGAAACGCAAGCAGAAGGUGAAGCAUUCUGAGAAGGUGGACAGUAAGGAGCAGGCAGGACUGCGGCAGUGCCUGGGACCCAGCUGUGUGCUGCCCGCUCGCCACAGCUCCAAGUACUGCUCUGACGAGUGUGGCAUCAAGUUAGCUGCCAACCGGAUCUACGAGAUCCUGCCCCAGCGGAUCCAGCAGUGGCAGCAGAGUCCAUGCAUCGCCGAGGAGCAUGGGAAGAAGCUGCUGGAGAAGAUCCGCCGGGAGCAGCACCAGGCCCGCUGCAAACUACAGGACAUGGAGCGCCGCUUCCACGACCUGGAGACCAUCAUCGCCAAGGCCAAGCAGCAGUCCAUCAAGGAGGAUGAGGAGGUCAAUGAAGGUGACAGUGAAGAGGCAGAUUUCCAAAUUUUCUGUGUAUCUUGUGGGCAUCCAAUUAAUCCCAAAACAGCCUUGAAGCACAUGGAGCGUUGCUAUGCGAAGUAUGAGAGUCAGACAUCCUUCGGAUCCAUGUACCCGACUCGCAUCGAGGGUGCCACGCGAUUAUUUUGCGAUGUUUAUAACACCCAGAGCAAGACCUACUGCAAGAGGCUGCAGGUUCUGUGCCCUGAACAUUCCCGGGACCCCAAGGUGUCAGCAGACGAGGUGUGUGGUUGCCCCAUAGUGAAGGAUGUGUUUGAGCUGACUGGUGAUUUCUGCCGGGUGGCGAAACGGAAAUGCAACAAACAUUACUGCUGGGAGAAACUCCGCAGAGCCGAGGUCGACCUGGAACGGGUACGGGUGUGGUACAAACUGGACGAGCUGUUUGAGCAGGAACGGAACGUCAGGAUGGCGAUGGCUAACCGAGCCGGGCUGCUGGCGCUGAUGUUACAUCAGACUAUCCAGCACGACCCGCUCACCACGGACCUACGGUCGAACAAGGAGCGCUGAAGCCCGAGAGAAGAGUGGUGUUCUGUUUGGGAGCGAGUGCCCAUUGUUUGUUUUUUUGUUUUUUGAGAAGGCGGCACCUUAUUUUUCCCCUGAGCACGGCAUGAGGUCGCUCUCCUUCCUUAUAAGCACGCACCCGAUCCGUCCUCAGGGACUCAGCAACUUGUCUCUGGAUCCAGAGUGUGUUAGUCUUCCUUCAGGAAAAGGAGGGGAGUUGUCCGAGCAGGAUGCCUUUGAAGUGUACAGACCGCGGUUGUAAAUUGCCAUUUUUAUUACCUUCUCUGGUGUAAGAUUAAUAAAACUAGCUGACUGUUUGUUUCUUA